Molecule: messenger RNA, 1850 nt
Organism: Erythranthe guttata (spotted monkey flower)
Lineage: Eukaryota; Viridiplantae; Streptophyta; Magnoliopsida; Lamiales; Phrymaceae
Product: RNA polymerase I-associated factor PAF67
Biological process (GO): translational initiation
Cellular component (GO): cytoplasm; eukaryotic translation initiation factor 3 complex
Molecular function (GO): translation initiation factor activity
Source: RefSeq, a predicted model, not a curated record
CUAUCUCCAAAACCCUCGCUCUCUCUUACAGAGGUGAAAACCAGAUUAUUCGUCCGCAGCUACAACAGACCACCCACAACCAUGGCCGUCACGCCGUCGUACGAAGCCGAGCAACCUGCCGCCGGAGAAUCCGCCUCCACCGGGUAUGACCCUAAUUAUGUACCCGAUUCAGUGAAGUCGUUCGUUGUCCACAUGUACCGCCACAUACGGGAGAAGAAUGUGUACGAGAUCCACCAGAUGUACGAGACCUCGUUCCAGAGCAUCAGCGAGAGGCUCUUCAAGGAUUCCCCGUGGCCUUCCGUCGAUGCGGUGGCGUCGUACGUUGACAACGAUCAUGUUUUCUGCUUGUUGUAUCGCGAGAUGUGGUACCGCCACUUGUACGCCCGCCUUUCGCCCACGCCCAAGCAGCGGAUUGAUUCGUGGGAUAACUAUUGCAGUCUCUUCCAGGUUGUGUUGCAUGGUGUGGUGAAUAUGCAACUGCCAAACCAGUGGUUGUGGGACAUGGUGGACGAAUUUGUGUACCAGUUCCAGUCAUUCUGCCAGUAUCGUGCCAAAAUGAAGAGCAAGACUGAGCAGGAGAUUGCACUUCUUCGACAGUAUGAUCAGGCAUGGAAUGUCUAUGGUGUCCUAAAUUUCUUACAAGCACUCGUGGAGAAGUCUAUGAUCAUUCAAAUCCUGGAGCAAGAGAAGGAAGGACUUGAACAGUUCACUGCUACUGAUGGAUACGAUUACAGUGGAGGAAGUAAUGUCUUAAAGGUGUUAGGGUAUUUUAGCAUGAUUGGCCUGCUGAGAGUUCACUGUUUGUUGGGUGAUUACCACACUGCCCUCAAGUGCAUAGUUCCAAUCGACAUAACUCAACAAGGCGUCUACACCAGUGUUAUCGGAAGUCACAUCACUACUAUUUAUCAUUAUGGAUUUGCAAAUCUUAUGCUGAGAAGGUAUGUGGAGGCAAUACGGGAAUUUAACAAGAUACUGCUUUACAUUUUCAAGACUAAGCAGUAUCAUCAAAAAUCUCCACAAUAUGAGCAAAUAUUGAAGAAAAAUGAACAGAUGUAUGCCUUGCUUGCUGUAUCUCUUUCUCUUUGUCCCCAAGUGAAGCUUGUUGAGGAGACUGUAAACUCCCAAUUGCGAGAAAAAUAUGGCGAGAAAAUGUCGAGGAUGCAGGGAUAUGAUGAUGAUGCAUUUACUCUUUAUGAUGAGCUCUUCUCAUAUGCAUGCCCAAAGUUCAUCACUCCAUCUUCUCCUAGCUAUGAGGAGACUCUUGUCAACUACAAUCAGGAUGCUUACAGACUACAAUUGAAGUUGUUCCUUUAUGAAGUGAAACAGCAACAACUAUUAUCAGGGGUCAGGACAUUCUUAAAAGUGUAUUCGACAAUCUCCCUUGGAAAGCUUGCGGCUUACAUGGAAGUCGAUGAGCCUACCUUAAGGACAAUUUUGAUGACAUACAAACACAAGACACAUUCUGUAGACUCUGAUGGAAAAAUCACCUCAAACGCAGAUCUCGAUUUCUACGUUGAUGAUGACAUGAUUCAUGUUACGGAAUCCAAACCAGCAAAAAGAUACGGGGAUUACUUUAUGCGACAAAUUGUUAAGCUUGAAGGGAUAAUGACUGAUAUCGACAGGAUAAAGUUGGAGUAACCAUAAAAAUCCUUUUUCUUUUUUUUUUUUUAAAUUAUUCCGAUUUGUUUAGGUACCAUCCUUGUUGUCUUAUUCAGAUUUUGAAAUGUUUUUCAUUCAGAAAUUAUUUUUCAACUUUUGCAAUGGACUUGGAUCAAGUUUGUCGAUUCUUUUCUAUUGUUGUUGAGUAUGCCAGAAAUGAAUUACCUCAAUUACGGAGGUUAAUUCGUAAA